UCCAAUUUGUCCCUGGAUGAGCGCUGCCUUUCCGCAUCAUUGGUUUGCAAGUACUGGCGUGACCUUUGUCUGGAUUUCCAGUUUUGGAAGCAGCUGGACCUUAGUAGUCGUCAGCAGGUUACUGAUGAAUUAUUGGAAAAAAUUGCCUCCAGAAGUCAGAAUAUAAUUGAAAUCAACAUUUCUGAUUGUCGCAGUAUGUCUGAUACUGGCGUAUGUGUUCUAGCAUUUAAGUGUCCUGGACUUCUUAGGUAUACAGCCUACAGGUGUAAGCAGCUUUCUGACACCUCUAUCAUUGCAGUUGCUUCUCACUGUCCCUUACUGCAGAAAGUCCACGUAGGCAACCAGGACAAACUCACUGAUGAAGGACUCAAGCAGCUGGGCUCAAAAUGCAGAGAACUCAAAGACAUUCAUUUUGGCCAGUGUUACAAGAUCUCAGAUGAAGGCAUGAUUGUCAUAGCUAAGAGCUGCCUGAAGUUACAAAGGAUAUACAUGCAGGAGAACAAAUUAGUGACAGAUCAGUCAGUGAAGGCGUUUGCUGAGCACUGCCCUGAACUUCAGUGUGUUGGCUUCAUGGGUUGUUCAGUCACUUCCAAAGGAGUCAUUCACCUAACCAAGCUAAGGAACCUGUCCAGCUUAGACCUCCGUCACAUCACUGAACUGGAUAACGAAACCGUGAUGGAAAUCGUCAAGAGGUGCAAAAAUCUCAGCUCUCUGAAUCUCUGUCUGAACUGGAUCAUAAACGACAGGUGUGUGGAGGUCAUUGCAAAGGAGGGACAGAACCUGAAAGAGCUGUACUUGGUGUCCUGUAAAAUCACUGAUUAUGCACUGAUAGCCAUUGGGCAAUACAGCGUGACCAUAGAGACUGUGGACGUGGGAUGGUGUAAAGAAAUCACAGAUCAAGGAGCCACCCUGAUUGCACAGAGCAGCAAGUCCCUGAGAUACUUGGGCCUGAUGAGAUGUGACAAAGUCAAUGAAGUGACGGUAGAGCAGCUGGUGCAGCAGUACCCUCACAUCACCUUCAGCACCGUUCUGCAGGACUGCAAGAGGACCUUGGAGAGAGCCUACCAGAUGGGCUGGACCCCCAAUAUGUCUGCCGCCACCUCCUAACUCUCUUCCAAAGCCCAGGCCCAGGCCUACUCAGGCUGUUCAGCAGAGUUGAGAAAUGGGCAGCUGCAACAGGGUCUUUCGGAAAGGUUUUAACUGGCACCUGUCAGUGCGUGUUUCAUUUGUGUCUUGUUUGCAUUCUGCAUAGCAUAAGUACACUGUUACUUACCCCCAGGUGAGCUGGCUUGUUUUGCCCAAAACAGAAAAUUAUGAAAACCACAACCUUUUUUUUUUCCCCAAUUCAAAAGUUUAUUUCUCUAAAAAAGCCUUUGUGGAAUCUCAAGUCAGAAAACUAGGUGUAUAAUGUUCCUCUUGUAAGUGCUGAUGCAUCUUGGAAAUGCUCACCGAAAGGCUUUGUUCUAUGAUGUGCACUUCCUUGUGCACUUCUGAGAAGACCAGAACAGAAGUGAUGUUGCUCUAACUAGAAGCUUGGAGACUAGAACCCCUCAAAAUCCCACAAUACACACCAUGUACUCUCAUGUACUGUCAUGCUUAUACACAUGUGCUAGGUCAAGUUCUUGCUUGGUAAAAUAUUUCCUCACAGAAGAAACUUCCUGGGUCAUGAAGACAACAUGCUAUCCACUGUGGUUAUGCCUAACUUACUGUGCCCACAGGUGGACAGCUUGCUGUCUUGUACGUAACUUAGAAAGUAGACUGAAUACAGCCGUUUGUAAAUUUGUAUAUGGAGGCAACAGUCUGAAGUCCCCUGGCCAGCUCACAAAAGUUAAUUAUUCAUUAUUCUAUAAAUGCAUUCUGUUAAGUAAUAAA
Grammomys surdaster is the source of this 1872-nucleotide messenger RNA. It is a transcript of the gene Fbxl17, whose product is annotated as F-box and leucine rich repeat protein 17. The record is from RefSeq and is a predicted model, not a curated record. The coding region runs from base 196 to 1107 and encodes 303 amino acids. The transcript has 8 exons. NCBI's taxonomy places the organism in Eukaryota, Metazoa, Chordata, Mammalia, Rodentia, Muridae. Gene Ontology annotation, molecular function: protein binding.